Aspergillus alliaceus is the source of this 735-nucleotide messenger RNA. RefSeq lists its product as uncharacterized. The transcript is spliced from 3 exons. The record is from RefSeq and is a predicted model, not a curated record. The coding region runs from base 1 to 735 and encodes 244 amino acids. NCBI's taxonomy places the organism in Eukaryota, Fungi, Ascomycota, Eurotiomycetes, Eurotiales, Aspergillaceae.
AUGUCUUUAACCCUAGUGGGACUCGCAACUGCAAGACCAUCAUCCUGGCUUGCAUUGUCCCCGAGCUUUCUAGAUGCUGGCCCUACCAAGAAUACGAUUCGGUACGCAGAGAUGCUUCGGACGAACAAGGAAGUUCGGAACUUCAUUGUGCUAAAGUCCAGUCCCCCUGCAAUAUCUCCGGGCGAGUUAGCGCCAAGUGAAUCUGGUCUCGAACUUCUCCGUUUACCGGAAGGAGAAUUUAUCCAGCGCGGUCUCAAGACCCCGGAGGUGACGGAGGACCAAGCAAGGGCAUUUCAUUCCAAACUCUGGCGGUUACAUACUGAGUCACAGCGCAACGCGGGAAACCACCAGCACAAGCCGCGAGCCUGUGAGCCGGAUCUACUUUCCGAGAGAUUUUCGUCUAGCAGAGAAGUUAAUGCAGAGACGGAGGUGCUGCCCUUUAAAGAGCGCAUCAGACCAGGAAUUGUGGUUCGCUGGACACCCGCAACAGACUUUCCUAUGCAUCUUUCAGCACAUAACCUGGCUGUCGCGUUGUCUCCUCAAGCGACAGUUAGCCCUCGCGUCGGUGAUCCGGGCAGAGACUGUGUAAGCCCUGGAACACCCAAUGAGCAUGCGGCGGAAGAGUCCAACAGGACAGAGCUCAAUAUCGGUGCUAUCUAUGCGCAAUAUUCUUGCCAGGGUCAUUCGCAAACGCAUACGAGAUUUAGUCAUAGAUAUAGCAGCGAUGGAAGCUGA